Molecule: messenger RNA, 2343 nt
Organism: Aedes albopictus (Asian tiger mosquito)
Lineage: Eukaryota; Metazoa; Arthropoda; Insecta; Diptera; Culicidae
Exons: 2
Coding region: 1-1257 (418 amino acids)
Biological process (GO): mitotic spindle assembly checkpoint signaling
Cellular component (GO): nucleoplasm; kinetochore; mitotic checkpoint complex
Molecular function (GO): ubiquitin binding
Source: RefSeq, a predicted model, not a curated record
AUGCCCACACUUCAACUACAUCAGUACGAAGAAACGUACAAAACCCUCACCAUAGUGUGCGCUUUAAAGCAACUCACGGUUAGAGAUCGAGAGCGAAACGAGUAUGGACCAACGUUGAGUGAGAUACUAUUGUUUCGUAUGCCUUUGUACCUGGACACAGGUCAGAAGUUAGGAAAAAUACGAAGCGCUCAGAAUUGGAUAAACAACAUCGAGGCAAUACUCACUCUGUUUUGUGCAAAAAAGAUCGACCUCUUGGUAGCUGUGAGACACGAUCUCGGAAGCAGUUUGUUGUCGUACGUUUUCGUCGAAGGUCAGAACGCGAUGAUCAAUAGUUUGGUAUCGAACGUACCUUUUCCGAACCUCGCCAAGUUGUCGAUAUUACGUGGAUUUUUCACAUACACGUCCGCGAAGCAGUUUUGUGAUCAACAAGAACUCCAGACCAUGACUUCAACGAUAUUGACUACAGAGUAUGCAUCAGAAGGCUGCAUCACAAAACAUUUGUCAAACGCAUCUAGCAGUGCAAUCCCUACUGCACUUGAGCAGGAUAAAUCAUCGACAUCGUCAAAAUUUUCCCGCAACACCAAUCAUUUCUUGCUGGUGUCCUGCUGGGACUUUAGCGUCCGGUCGCACGACGUUGUAAACAACGUCCUGCGCCAGAAGUACUAUCACGACGCGCCGUUUUUGGAUUGCCCUUUUUACUAUUCGGUCCAUACGGUCAGCGCCGGUUUGGACAACCUAGUUGAACUGUCCGAUUUGAACGAAUACGCCGAGAGCUUUGUCGGAAGUCACGACGCUGGAGUGGUGAUGGCUACAUCGGAGCGGAAGGAUCUGAGCUCGUAUUUACCCAGCAUAGGUCAGCAUCUAACCCAGAGGGAAUUCACGCUCAAGCUCCAGAUCCAUGCUAUCCGGUGCUCCCCGAAUGUGAAGCGGUACAUGAUAAGUUGGACCGAGGGUCGGGUGGCUGGGGUGUAUCUCGACGUGGAAGUGCAAAAGAAGAAAGUCGCCUUCAAGUGCCACCGCUCUAAGGAGAACAACAUCGAGCUGAUCUGCACAGUCAAUGCGGUCAGUUUCAACAACGUAUACAACACAUUCGAUACCGGUGGUUCCGAUUGGUAUGGAAACGAUCUUGGAGGACAAGCAUCGUCUAGAGAUUCCCAACUGGUUUGCGCUACCUCGAACCAAGGAGUUUGCUCUCACGUCCCACGGAGACAGAUUCGAACACAAUGCUAUCCUGAAAAGCUUGAAGAAGAGAAGUAAGGAUGAGGACUACGGGUUGAUAACGUUUUACAAAGCUGCGAAGGCCAAGUUCAUGCACCAACCGCCGUUAUUAAGAGGAAUAGAACUUGAAAAGCUGUCGCCGUCAUCAGAGAAAGUGGAACCUUCUAAAGAAACUUGGGACAGUGGCGGAAAUUACUUUGAAAUGGAGGAUAAAUCUUUGAUGCUCAACUGUAAGCUUUCACGGACUAGCGCGGCGCCCUUCUUCGGUCAACUUUUGCUACAUGUCCAAAGUUAUUACAGGAGUUCGAACGGCGAUAUUUCAGAUUGCCGAGAUAACAGUGCAAGUGAACGGUAUUUUGAAGAAUAUGAUGUCCUUGAACUAGUGAGUGAAUUUUCCGCGAAGGCUAUACGUGUCAACGGAUUAUCCGGGAUAAAUCAAGCACAGUUGCCAAAGUUAGUUGAUAGGCAGACGUCUUAAUAGGUCGUAAUCGGAGUUAUGAUUGAAAUCCUGGUAACUACAAACUUGUGGGCCUUAUUCAGUGAAACAACCAUGAACAUUUGACAUCGACAACGAGAAAACCAAGUGGUAUGAUAUUUGGUAAAACUGGAACCACUAGCUUGCAACUGGUGGCCAGUGUUACGGGGGGGAGUAUGUUGCCGCUGGGAACACUGCUCUUCCUUUAAGCGGUACAGAACUUCGAGCGAUGACAGCGUCGGCGCGUGACAGUAGAUUAUUUGUGUGGAAAAGAGUAGCAAGAAGGUCUGAAACCAUGAUUAUUAGUUAUUCUAUUGAAAUUCAUUGAAUCAAUUGUUCUACUUAAAUCUAAUUGUUUGAUUAUUCUACCUUAAACUAAUUGGUGAAUGCCUAAAAUCUACGAACAUGCAAUGCUAAAGUUAAACUUAUCUAAAACAUAAAAUACUUGUUGCUUGGUAAGGCGAAAUCAUUGUUAACUAAGUAGAAGCACCGAAAGUGUAAGUAAAAUGAAUUAUUGUAUGCUAAUUGAAUAAAAAUGAAUAAACAUUUGCAGUUUAAAGCUGCACCUUACCGCAAACUUCAUGGCGACCCUUCGUGCUGCUGAGAACCCGGUGACGAACUGGAUUUCAUAACCCUUCCCCCGCUAACAA